Molecule: messenger RNA, 5377 nt
Organism: Sardina pilchardus (European sardine)
Lineage: Eukaryota; Metazoa; Chordata; Actinopteri; Clupeiformes; Clupeidae
Gene: gna13b
Product: guanine nucleotide binding protein (G protein), alpha 13b
Exons: 4
Coding region: 7-1140 (377 amino acids)
Biological process (GO): adenylate cyclase-activating G protein-coupled receptor signaling pathway; Rho protein signal transduction
Cellular component (GO): brush border membrane; heterotrimeric G-protein complex
Molecular function (GO): GTPase activity; D5 dopamine receptor binding; guanyl nucleotide binding
Source: RefSeq, a predicted model, not a curated record
UCAAAGAUGGCGGAUUUCCUGCCGUCCCGGUCCUUUUUAUCUGUUUGUUUUCCUAACUGUCUCCUCACCAGCAGUGAGGCAGAACAAUUAAGGAAAUCUAAAGAGAUAGAUAAGUGUCUAUCGCGGGAUAAAACAUAUGUGAAACGGUUGGUGAAGAUAUUAUUACUCGGAGCUGGAGAGAGCGGCAAAUCGACUUUCCUCAAGCAGAUGCGCAUCAUACACGGUCAGGACUUCGAUGAACGGGCAAAAGAAGAGUUCCGGGCUACAAUUUACAGCAAUGUUAUCAAAGGUAUACGGGUGCUGGUGGACGCACGCGAGAAGCUACACAUCCCGUGGGGAGACUCGUCCAACCAGACGCACGGCGACACCAUGAUGGCGUUCGACACGCGGUCCACCUUGGUGGCACAGGGGCUGGUGGACACCAAGGUCUUCAUGCAGCACCUGCCCUCCAUCUGCGCCCUGUGGGCUGACUCGGGCAUCCAGAAUGCCUACGACCGCCGCCGCGAGUUCCAGCUGGGUGAAUCAGUGAAGUAUUUCCUGGACAACUUGGAAAAACUGGGAAUGCCGGACUAUCUCCCGACACAGCAGGAUAUCCUGCUGGCGCGCAAACCCACUAAGGGCAUCCACGAGUACGAUUUCGAUAUCAAGAACGUGCCCUUCAAGAUGGUGGACGUCGGAGGACAGCGGUCGGAGCGGCGGCGCUGGUUCGAGUGCUUCGACAGUGUCACCUCCAUCCUCUUCCUCGUCUCGUCCAGCGAGUACGACCAGGUGCUGAUGGAGGACCGGCAGACCAACCGUCUGACGGAGUCGCUCAGCAUCUUCGAGACCAUCGUCAACAACCGCGUCUUCUCCAACGUCUCCAUCAUCCUCUUCCUCAACAAGACGGACUUGCUGGAGGAGAAGGUGAAGACGGUGUCGAUCAAGGACUAUUUCGCCGAGUACACGGGCGACGCACACAGCCUGGCCGACGUGCAGAAGUUCCUGGUGGAGUGCUUCCGCAGCAAGCGGCGGGACCAGCAGCAGAAGCCCCUCUACCACCACUUCACCACCGCCAUCAACACCGAGAACAUCCGCUUGGUCUUCCGCGACGUCAAGGACACCAUCUUGCACGACAACCUCAAGCAGCUCAUGCUGCAGUGACGUUGCCGAUGCCAGUGCACCCCUCACUCACACACCCCACCUGACCCCUUUCCCCUUCCCCCUCACCUCACCUCUGCCUUGGUCCAAACACCACUUCACCACCUGUCCCUGCUGUCCUAUUUGCAGGAUUCACACACAUGCACACACACACAGUCACACACACACACACGUUUUCCCCCUGACCUGAUCUCUACAUGUCCAACCACUAUCCCCGUUUUGCCCCCUAAAUCCCCCUCCAACACACACACACACACACACGCACACACACACACACACACACACACAUACACACACACCCGAAAUGGGAUAGUGUCCCCAGCCCUUGUGCCUGGUUUUAACCCACUGUGGUCCCUUUCUCUGUAAUGCUCUGACCCGGGUUAAGGGCGGGUGGUCGGGCGUAGGGGACUUUGUAAAUGUGCGGAACCGCCACCGCUUUCCCUCCCCCCCCAGAGACUUGAGUGGCCACGAACCACUCGCUGCAUACUGAUGCGGGAGGAACGUCUGUCUGUCUGUCUAUCUGUCUGUGUUUGUUUGUUUGUUUGGAGAAAGUAAAUAUGGUGUACAAGCCCGCACUGUCAAACUGUAUAUCGUUGCCUUACUCUCCCCCUCCCCAGUCUCUUAGUGGCCGCUCUGAGUGACGGGCGGCCUGCCGCUCUGUCCUCCUCCCUGUCCACCAGAUGAAAAACUGAUGCAGAUGGGCAAAAUCCGCAAGCAACUUUAGUAUAUAGUGAAAAGGAGUGUGUUGGUUUUUUUUCCUUCUGUUUUUUUUUGUUUUGUUUUGUUUCUUUGUAUGUUGUAGGAUCCAAUGGAAACUCGAUGGAAAUCAGAGCACUGUCCUUAAAUGUCGCCUUUUGAGCCUUCUUAACACUGACCAACUACUUGCUAAGCAGCUGACCUGAUGUUUUGGAGCUGACCUGUGUGCCAGUUAGCUGCUGUCUGAGUAGCCAGGGUUCAUAAAUGAUUAUUAAAAAACCUUCUGGUGUUUGAACGGUUUGUUGUAUGGAAAAAAAGAUGUUCUGAGCCUUUGUCCACACCUUCCAGGCCCACUUUUUUGUUUUGCUUUUAUUUAGCUGUAGUUGUCUAAUCAGCUGUUUUAAAUCUUGAAUUUGUUUUAUAUACAUAUCCAUAUAUAUAUAUGGAUUUAUAUAUAUAUAUAUAUAUAUGGAUAUAUGAAUAUAUGAAUAUAUUUACCUAUGAGGAAAAAAACUUAACUUAUAUUUCAAGAAGUUUACACUUUUUUGGCUCUGGUGGAUUUCUGUUACAAGCAAUUGGAGAACCUUUUUUUUUUUCUUGAGGGGGAGCCUUCGUUUCAUGCGUGUUAAAUGUUUAGACACGCACACAGAAAGUAAACUGAAUACCUACUGUUUUAGGCACACACGACAAGAAAAGUUCUGCUAUGUCCAUGUUUUUGAUUACUCUCAGGGCUCCUCAAGAUGACCACUCUUGCAUUUUCCUAAAACCUACUUUCAAUUUCAUUUGUCACGCAAAGGAAGUGUUCACCGUUCUGAUUGACGGGUCAGUGUUUUGACUGGCUGGACAUUGAUUGGUGCUGGCUUCCACCUAUCACUGCCCUGCCCUGCCCCCCACCUUCCCCUGUAAAGCAGCUGACUCCUCCCUCUUUUGUUUUUGUUUAGAGUGGUUCUUAAUGCCAGAAGGUUACUUUUGAAGUGGCGAUAGCCAGUGGUGGUAGAAUUAACGUUUUAUUUCAUUCUUUUAUUUAAUUUUAUCUUAUUUUAUUAUUUUUUUAACAAGACUUUUUUUGGUUUGUUUUGUAUGUUUGAUCUUGGCCACAAGGUUCAUUGUCCUGUGACUUAAAAAGAAAAAAAGAAAGGCAUACAUGUACCUGACCUGACAAGAACCACUGUUUUUAUUUUUGAGGUACCAAUUGAACCAUUGCCUUUUAUUUGAUUCCCCCCCCCCUCUCUCUUCGUCUCUCCCGCUCUGUGGUGUGUGAAACAGAAAAGGGACGGAGUCGGCCUUUGCGAAGCCCUCUCACCGGUUCCAGGACUCUUUGUACAGCCCCCUGCUCACUUGCCUUGUUUGAUACAGGUGCGGUUCUAAGCCCUUCACUCUGUAGGACUUUACUGUAAAAAUGAGGAUGGAUGUUGAUUUGUGAGCGUGCCGUGUUGUUUUUAUUGCUCCUGCCUUUCUCUGUUUAUGCAGAUGGGUACUGCACCUCUAAAGCACAGCCUGAAGUGCAAAGGGCUGGCUCUGUUCCUAUAGGAAAUAACCCUACACACACACACACACACACACACACACACACACACACACACACACACACACACACACACACACACACACACACACACACACACACACACACUUGUGAAUGUUAAGUUCAACUUCCAUAUAGUAUUACUUGUGCACACAUAUACACACAUUCACACACUCUCCUGUUUUUAACCCUACUCUUCCUUAGUUUUACACACACACACGCACACAUACACCUCGGAAAGCCCUGCUGCCUGUGGCGGACAUGUUUUGUUGGUGGAGGAGGGGGUGGUUGUAAAGUAGAGGGGUCUUCUGCCUUUUUGGCUCCAAGCCCAGAGGAGAGCUGUAACGUUCAGACUCAGCCUUCAUGAGACCUCUACAUUGGCCUCCCUUGUCCUCACAUACACAAUGUCCCUCACACACAAACACACACAUUCACACAAUGUCCCUUGCCCGCACACACACUCAUUCACAUUCACAUAAUGUCCCUUAGACAAAAACACACACACAUACACACACAAUCAUCACCACUCUUGACACGCUCAAGCCCUCAGUGCCAAACUAGAACAGACAUGCAUGCAGCACAUUUGGACUAUGAAACCUUUUCUUCCUCCACACACACACACACACACACAUACACACACACACACACCCUAGCGACCCUUCCCCCAGCCCCUGGUGCCUGUCUGCUGUGCAUACUGACCCUUCCUCUGUGCUGCACUUUUUCUAAAUGUUCAGAGAAAAAAAGCAACAAAUGAAUUGUAGAGGCCUUCAUUUUUUAUUUUUACUAAGCAAAGGUUAAGGAAAGGGGGGAGGGGGAAACAGGACCUUGUAGUCUGUAUGUCUACUGUACAGAUGCUGGUACAGCAAUGGGUCACCCAUUCAGCCUCUUCUCGCUGACCUUGACUGCCCUUGAUGACUAACCAAAGGACCCCUCUGACCAAACAUAGAAGGUCCUAGUCAGCUUGCCUUAAAAAGUUGACCGUUAGCCUGAAUUGUUGUUGUUUUUUUUAACCCAAAAAGCGAAUGACUACUCUUUUUGUACAGCGGAAGAAAAAAAAAGGAAUCAAAUGAAGCUAAUUCUGAUGUGGCGACCAAAUGUGGAACGGGCUUUACCGGCCGUAGGCAGAUGAGGAUGAGUCACGUUGUGUGUCACUGUGUCAUCUGGGCGGCAGCCGUCGGCCACUGCUCGAGGGAGGGACAUCUCCGUUUCUUUGUGUGUGUGUGUCUGUGUGUGUGUGUGUGUGUGUGUGUAUGUGUGUGUGUUUGCCUAGCGUGAGAAGAAGCCCCACACUCGCUCGCUCACUCGCUCGUUCGCUGCACACAGUGUGCCUUUUUGCCCAGUUCUAGUUCCCUUUCAGUGCGUCAGAGGGCCGCAGCCCUCGCCAGACGUGCCCAGCACAGAGCGCGCGGUGAGCUGGUGACAGUGACGCCGCUGUGUGGGAGAGAAGGGAGCGCAGCUGCCAGCCAUGCAGUGCCCUUAACCAAUAGACCAAGCCAUGCAGUGCCACUUGUGCCACUUGUGCCAGCGCAGCGUCACACCACGCCAGUGUGCCCGUCUGUCCACCUUCUGAAAAAGCGCCGCGUGUUACCGCCAAUGUGAUUCGCCGGGUCACAUGUUGUACAUUUUAGGGUUGUUAAGGUCUGACCCCCUUCUAUCUCUCUUUCUCUCUUUUCUCUCUCUUGUUCUCUCUCUCUCUCUCUUUUUCUUUGUGUCUCUAUCGCUCUUUCUUUCAGCAGGCAAUGAUGUUGGGUCUGGGAGCCCUCUGCUUUCAAAUGUUGUAAUUAUGACCAGUACACUACUUCAGUACCCAGUAUUUCUACUCUCUCUGUAUGCACUGUGACUGUGUGUGCCACAUCACUGUGCCAUGUUGGGUGAAAACAGCACAGGGGAGGGGGGGGAACACGAAACAAAACUGUAAAGAAAAUUACUGUGUCCUGAGCUUCUUCCAAUACUGCCACCAGAUUUUUUUUAUAAUGAUUUUUGAGAAGGCCUUGGUUGUGUGUCUGUUUUGUGUUGUAU